AUGGCGACCUCACCCACAGACAACCACUGGCAGACAGUACAGAAUGAGCUCCGUAUAGCCAUCACACAUUCCGAAGAUCUGGGUCUACAGGUCGACUCACUUUGUAAGGAGAACCUUGCUCUGCGUCGACGCAUCGAGCGGUUCCCUAGUCAGCAGGCACGUGCUAUUGACAAGGCGGUGUCAGCAGCGACAGCAGCUGUCAUUGCAGACUCACCUUCGAGAAUUCUUCAACUCAAGGAGAGGGGUGUCGUUUCCGAGAGCGUGCGAAUGCUGGUGCGCGACUUGAUGUCUCUUGGAAUCCACACCAAGCAGAUCAAAGAGGCAAUCAUUCGUAUUGCAGCCACAGCAGGAAUCACCGUUGAAGGCGACAUCAGCGAGCGUACUGAGCUCCGAAUCAUGGGCGAAGGGAAGCUGCUGUCAGAGUGUCAGAUAGUCGAUGAGAUCAAAAAGGCAGAUAGCCUGACGCUGAGUAGCAAUGGCACCCAUCAUCGGCACAUCCCACACGAAUCUCGCCAUAUACAACUCAACACCUUGAAUGGUGAGAGCACCACACACACACUCGGUAUCACUACUGCGCCAAACCACACCAGCAACGUUCAAGCUGAGGGAUGGAAGUCAAUAAUUCAAUCCUUUCACGACACGUACAAUGCGAGCCCUCUUGGACAAGAGGAAGAGGCUGAUGCCCGGCUGUUCUGGACGAAGGUCUGCGGAAUGAUGACCGAUCAUGCCGAGGACCAGAAGAAGCUUGCAAAAGUCAUCCAUGAAUGGAAACUCGCGAUGUCUCGCGAGUUGCGCACGGAGAGAGCCGUAGCUCAGGCACCCCUUCCGGAACUCCUUCUGGCGCUCGCGGAGGAGACAAAUGCAGCGGUGGCACGGGCCGGUGGUGCAGAUGCUUGGAGCCAGCUCUCUUCCGAAGAGAUCAAGACAGAGAAUCUGAUGAUACAACAAUCAGUCGCAAACCGUCUUGGAGAAGAAGCAUACAACGCACUACCGGACACCGAGCGUCUCGUGGCCAACAUGUUCAUCCACGGCGGAUGCUGCAUGCACAAAGAGCUCAAUGCGUUCAAAGGGGGGAAUACUCGGAUGAUGGCUUACUGGGCGACGUCCUCAUUUGCAGGACCCAUCCUGCUUAUGAACCGAGACAAUGACGCUGCUGCGGCUGCUGGCGCGUCGACCGCACGGAAACGGGCGCUUGAUAUAUCGCGCGGCGGAGGAGUCAAACUUGCAGAGCUCGGUGGAUCUGCAUUCCGCCACAAAAAUGACAAGAAGGGUCAGCAAGACUCAGCACGAUACUUCUUUGAAGUAUCGCUACUAGGAAAACUGCUUACCUUCCCCGAUACCAGCAACACACGCUCUGGAUCGUACGGUGAUGCCGCAUCAGUGCUUGUCGCAUAUCUUCACCUGUUCCGAAGACUCCUAGAGCUUAUACGCGACAAAAAAGACUCUGGUCAGUUAAACCAUCUCGAAGAGAACGUCUACCGCGGCCUACAUGACUAUCCCACUCUCGCUGAGCUAUGUGUCCUGUCCCUCUACUCACAAGCUAUCAGUCAUCCUUACAUGCGUACGGUACGCUCACCUGAGCGUCCUAACUACCUCACUCUUGUCGACUUUCACCACCACCUCAUUCAACACGUUCAGAAGCUCAUUGAUGACCCCGACCUCCUCCUAUCCCCUAGCGCCUUACCUGAAUCAGCAACCUUGGAUGGACAACCAUGGGACUCACCCGACGCUAUUGCGGGCAUCCGGAACCUACAAGCGAACCUUCCAUAUCUUCGUCCCCUUCUAGUCGAGUUCCUGCAGGGUGCACUUGUUACAUGGAAACGAUUCACCAUUGAAUUCGCCCCUGGAGGUGUUAUCGAGAGACUCACCGAAACUCAGCAGAACCUUGCUGCGAUGCCGAAGAACAACGACCGCAAUGAAGGGGGGCUGGGAUUCUAUAGAGGUGAGAAGAGGAAAGCACCUAACAUGCCUAUCGAUCAGCACAAUGCUCGGGUGAUGUGGAGGCAGAACAAUACCUCGACCUACGCUCAGACUGCACCUCAAGCCUUGCUGGGGUUCGUCCGAGGACUUGCACGAGAGAGGGAGGGCGAAGGGCGGGAACGUAAGCGGCGACGGGAACUUGCCGAAGCAGAGGAGUCCGAGGCAGCAAAAAAACGCGUUCACCGUGACGUUGUCCAGGCAAAGAAGACAGCACGAUUCGAGAGGCUAAAAGGCGUGCGACCGAUCCUCCGGCUUCAGGACUUGAAGAAGGCCAAGGUGACAGUGGCAACCCUAAAUGAACAGCUUGAUUGGCAUCGGGAGUGGGUAGAUACUGCUCACCGGAACCAAAGGGAGAUCCCCACCAAAACUAAGCUGUCGAACAAGAGGCGUAUGCUGAGGGCGCUCCGGAGUGCAGUGCGGCGGUAUAACACAGAUAGCAUGCUGCGGCAGGGCGCCCAAGAACUGUUGUUGAUCGCUGGAGUGGUAUGGGAUGAGGCCAUGUACACUUACAAUUUUGAUGAGCCGGAGGAGGAGGGUGCUGAAGAGGAUGCAGAGUCAGAUGGUGAGGACGAGAGAGAGACGGGGGAUGCUUGUGGAGGGGGCGAUGGCGGCGCGAUGGACAUGAUCGAUGGUGGGAGACGAGAAUAG
This is a messenger RNA of Dichomitus squalens LYAD-421 SS1, 2628 nucleotides long. RefSeq lists its product as uncharacterized. NCBI's taxonomy places the organism in Eukaryota, Fungi, Basidiomycota, Agaricomycetes, Polyporales, Polyporaceae. Bases 1 to 2628 code for a protein of 875 amino acids. The record is from RefSeq and is a predicted model, not a curated record. The transcript has 2 exons.